Molecule: messenger RNA, 1249 nt
Organism: Aegilops tauschii subsp. strangulata
Lineage: Eukaryota; Viridiplantae; Streptophyta; Magnoliopsida; Poales; Poaceae
Product: secretory carrier-associated membrane protein 5
Biological process (GO): protein transport
Cellular component (GO): recycling endosome membrane; trans-Golgi network membrane
Source: RefSeq, a predicted model, not a curated record
UCAGUCCACCGCGGCCGACACGCCCACUCCAACCCCCACACCCACCGAUUCCCUUCUAACCUCCCGUGUCACACCGUGACACCAGACCAAACCACCGAUCAUUUCCACUCGACGCUUCCACCGCCCGAAUCCAGCCAGGCGAAGCUGCGAGCUGCGAGGAUGUACCGAGAUCCCAACCCCUUCGACGAGGGCGCCGACGACAACGCCUUCUCCAAUGGGGGAGGACGCGGUGGUGCCGCUGGUGGUGGCGGCGGUAAGUCGCAGUUCCAGUUUCGCCCGACGGAGCCCGUCGGAUUCGGCGCCGGUGGCAACGGCGACGCCGCCGUCGACAUCCCCCUUGACAACAUGAACGGUUCGAGUGGCAAGGAAAGCGAGCUCUCGCAGUGGCAGGCAGAUCUCAAGAGGCGAGAGGCGGACAUCAAGAGGAGGGAGGAAGCUCUCAAGAGCGCUGGGGUGCCCAUGGAGGACAAGAACUGGCCGCCGUUCUUCCCAAUCAUCCACCAUGACAUUGCCAAUGAAAUACCAGCCAACGCGCAGCGGUUGCAGUAUCUUGCUUUUGCUAGCUGGCUCGGCAUCGUGCUUUGCCUCGUUUGGAAUUUCAUUGCUGUCACAGUCUGUUGGAUCAGAGGGGGAGACUCUAAACUGUUUUUCCUGGCUACUAUCUACGGUAUGCUUGGAGUACCUUUGUCGUACUUGAUGUGGUAUAGGCCUCUGUACCGUGCAAUGAGAACUGACAGCGCAUUCAGCUUUGGGUGGUUUUUCCUUUGUUACAUGCUCCACAUUGGCUUUUGUAUAAUUGCUGCCAUUGCUCCGCCAAUCGUGUUUCGUGGGAAGUCACUAACGGGUAUACUGGCUGCAAUCGAUACCUUCUCUGAUCAUGCAUUAGUUGGGAUACUUUACUUUGUCGGAUUUGCCUUGUUUUCACUGGAGACAGUUGUGAGCAUUUGGGUUCUUCAGAGAGUAUACAUGUAUUUCAGAGGGCACAAGUGAAGCGGCAACGGAAGAAGAUACAGAAGUCCACCGGUGUCAUCGAAGCGUGCUGCGGUUCUGUGCAUACAUAUGAUUACAUGCCAUUCUUUGUAUGUUAUGGUAGUUAUGGGAAUAAUUUGCCUCAGAAGUUCAGAAGUUUGUUUAUUUGUUGGAAGAGAGUAGAAGUGUAACAACUGUUGUAUUAGUGUUAUCUCUGGAACUAUCUGUUGUUUAAAGCCUUGGAUCUUACCUCUAUAAACUGCAUGUUGUUUGAAGCCUA